This is a messenger RNA of Triticum dicoccoides, 1077 nucleotides long. RefSeq lists its product as uncharacterized. Lineage: Eukaryota; Viridiplantae; Streptophyta; Magnoliopsida; Poales; Poaceae. Gene Ontology annotation, biological process: maturation of 5.8S rRNA. The transcript has 5 exons. The record is from RefSeq and is a predicted model, not a curated record. Bases 152 to 754 code for a protein of 200 amino acids.
CAAGUCCGUCUCUGUUUCUGCUCGUGCUCCCCUCCUCCUCUGUUCUCCGGUGUUCCUCCCGCGAGACGAGACGGCCGCCUCUAAACCCUAACCCUAGAUUGGAUUAUCGGGGCUGCGAGAGGGAGAGGGUCGGAGCGGCGGCGGCGGCGAGAUGUCGGCGAAGAAGGGGCUCUCGAGCACGCUGCGGAACCUCAAGUUUAUGCAGCGGGCGGCGGUGGCGCAGAAGAUUGAGGACAAGGCCGAUGUGGAGGUGGAGGAGGCGGCGGCCGAGGUGGUGAUGACGCCGGCGGCCAACGGAGGGGGUGUCGGCUCGUCGGUCCAGGUCGCCAGGAAGUGUGUAGUUGUCAUGGAGGGUAAUCCGCUUCCAGGAGCUGUAAAGGGUCGAAUGUCAUUCCAAAAUUUCAAUCCAUCCAUUGAUAAACUAAAUGACGAGGCAAGUGGUCGCCCAACACAAUCAGCUUCACCUAGUAAUUCUCAACAAGACAGUGCAAAUACCAGCAGAGUGGAUGAUAUAUCAGCAUCAAGAUUUAGAAGCUUCAAUGUUGAUAGUUCAGAAAGCAUAUCUCUGAACGAGUUGAAGAGAAAAGAGCCUGAGCUGGAGAUGGAAACACCACCAUCGCGCAAGCUCCCAAAGACGGCCGGCCAGAGCGUGGACGGCCAGCCGUCUUCGCAGAGCAAUGGUCGUGGGUCUGGCAAGUCGAACAAGCAUGAAAAGCUUGACUUCAAUCUUCUCAGAAAACGGAAAUCAAAAUGAGGUCCGGGUUAGCAUCAGCCAAGGCUAGCUCCGUGUACUCUUGUGUCGCCAUUUGUACCCUGUACCUGAUCAGCCUUUGUGCGUUGUUCCCUGAAUUAUUUAUGCCGUAGCAGGUAGCCAGGUAAAACCGGCAGUGGUAUAUCUGUUGUUAACUUAGUUGGAAGGUUUACUACUGCUUUACAUAUCUUAUUAGUUGGGGAGGUUCUGUGUUCUUCAACACUUUUCUCUCUUGUUUCACUGCAUUGCUAUUACUUCCUGUAAGAUGUAGUAAGAUUCUGCAACACCAGCGAGGAUUUCAAAGUCAUAGGAAUGCUUUUUGAUCA